CGGGGGCGGGACCGGACUCGCAAACUGUUGCAUUUGCUCUCUACUUCCCAGCUCACCCUCUGAGAUCUCAGGGAGCCAACGUGCUGGGAGAGGCUAAGGGUCCCGAGCAAACCUGGAGGCAGAGGAGGCAGCGGAGGGAAAGUGACCAGGCUAGCCGCUCCAGUGCGGGACAGAAGCCGAAGGGACGCCCGUGUCAGCUCUAGCCGGGCUGUGGCGGCUGCCAACGCCUCUUGCAGCGCAGCGGCUUCGAAGCCGCCGCCCCGGAGCUACGCUUUUCUCUUCGGUGAAGUUUUUGAAAGCUGCUAGAGACUCAGAGGAAGAGAGGAAAGUACCCGGUAGGACUGACGGCUGCUUUUGUCUUCCUCCCCUCCACCCCAUUGCCCCUUCCUGGGGCUCCUCUCCUGCUGCUGCCUCCUCCCGCUCCCCUCUACCCCCCCCCCCCCAAGACACGCACUUCCCCUCCACUCUAGUCGGCCCAGAGCGGCCAGCCCGAGUUUGCAGAGAGGUAACUCCCUUUGGCUGCCAGCAGACAAGCUAGCUCUGCGUUGCGAAGACUGCUCUGGUGAAGCUAGGCGAUCUCGGAGACGCUUCAGCUGUACAGCCAGGACCUGCCUGGUUAGGCGACACGCGGGGUGAGCCCCUAGGUUCCCCUCACUCCUUCUCCACCUCGCCCUGCAUGCCCCCGCCCUCUAGCCAUUUUUCGGGACCAAAGAUCAAAGGAUGAAAAGGCAAUCAGGUCUUCAGUAGUCCAAAACAAAAACAAACAGAAAAACCCCAUUCAAACCCGGACAAAACUGAGGGGAAGGAGGGAGAAAAACAAUAACCAGAUUCCAUUUGCACCUGCUUCAGUGGACACAAUCUGGAAGACGGAGAGUUGUUGUUGUUUUUUUAUUUUUUCUUUCAAGAUCUGAGCAUCUAUUGAAUCUAUUGCAAGUAUUGAACAGACUGAGAGCCUAGCAGGGCUGAUUUUGUCCAACGCGUGUGUUUUCCUCUGCACAAGACUUUGAGGCUGUCAGAGAAAUUUCGUGUGGUUAUUCCUGCAAGUUUCUUUCCCAGGAGCUUCCCGCAGGUGGGUAGCUAGCUGCAGUGACUACCGCAUCACAGCCUGUUGAACUCUUCUCAGCAAGAGAAGGAGAAACAGGAUAAAGGAAUUAGGUGGAAGAUUCAACCAAGCUCAAGGAUGGAGGUGCAGUUAGGGCUGGGGAGGCUCUACCCACGACCGCCGUCCAAAACCUAUCGAGGAGCUUUCCAGAACCUGUUCCAGAGUGUGCGAGAAGUGGUCCAGACCCCGGGACCCCGGCACCCGGAGGCCGCGAGCGCAGCACCUCCUGGCACCCAUUUACAGCAGCAACAGGAGACCAGUGCCCGGCAGCAGCAGCAGGGUGAGGAUGGAUCUCCCCAAGCCCAGAGCAGAGGCCCCACAGGCUACCUGGCCCUGGAGAAUGAACAGCAGCCUUCACAACAGCAGUCAGUUCCCGAGGGCCACCCGGAGAGUGGCUGCAUCUCAGAGCCCAGAGUCCCUUCAGCUGCCGGCAAGGGGCUGCAGCAGCAGCCGCCAGCACCUACGGACGAAGAUGACUCAGCUGCCCCAUCCACGUUGUCCCUGCUGGGCCCCACUUUCCCGGGCUUAAGCAGCUGCUCCGCCGAUCUUAAAGACAUCCUGAGCGAGGCCGGCACCAUGCAACUGCUUCAGCAGCAGCAGCAGCAGCAACAGCAGCAGGAGGUAGUAUCUGAAGCCAGCAGCAGUGGGAGAGCGAGGGAGGCCCCUGGGGCUCCAACGUCCUCCAAGGACAAUUACCUAGGGGGCAGUUCUGCCAUCUCGGACAGCGCCAAGGAGUUGUGUAAGGCAGUGUCGGUAUCUAUGGGCUUGGGUGUUGAGGCUUUGGAGCAUCUGAGUCCUGGGGAACAGCUUAGAGGGGAUUGCAUGUAUGCUCCGCUCCUGGGAGGUCCACCUUCUGUGCGUCCUACUCCUUGUGCCCAGCUGGCUGAAUGCAAAGGUUCUCUGCUGGAUGACGGCCCAGGCAAGGUCACUGAAGAGACUUCUGAGUAUUCCCCAUUCAAGGCAGGUUACCCAAAAGGGCUGGAAGGCGAGAGCCUGGGCUGCUCUAGCAGCGCUGAAACAGGAGUCUCCGGAACACUUGAGCUGCCAUCCGCCCUGUCUCUCUACAAGUCUGGAGCACUGGAAGAGGCAGCGGCUUAUCAGAGUCGCGACUACUAUAACUUUUCACUAGCCCUGGCCGGGCCGCCACCCCCUCCGCCGCCUCACCAUCCUCAAGCCCGCAUCAAGCUAGAGAACUCACUGGACUAUGGCAGUGCCUGGGCAGCUGCAGCGGCGCAAUGCCGCUAUGGGGACCUGGCGAGCCUGCACGGUGGGGGUGCAGCGGGACCCAGCUCAGGCUCACCCUCAGCUGCCUCCUCUUCCUGGCACACUCUCUUCGCGGGUGAAGAAAGCCAGCUGUAUGGGUCCUGUGGCAGUGCUGGUGGCGGCAGCACAGGGGAGGCCGGGGCUGUAGCCCCCUAUGGCUACACUCGGCCACCUCAAGGGCUGGCUGGUCAGGAAGGCGACUUCCCCCCAUCUGAUGUGUGGUAUCCUGGCGGCAUGGUGAGUAGAGUGCCGUAUUCAAGUCCCAAUUGUGUCAAAAGCGAGAUGAGCCCCUGGAUGGAGAGCUACUCUGGAUCUUACGGGGACAUGCGUUUGGAUACUUCCAGGGACCAUGUUCUGCCCAUUGACUAUUACUUUCCACCCCAGAAGACCUGCCUGAUCUGUGGGGACGAAGCUUCUGGCUGUCAUUAUGGAGCUCUCACUUGUGGAAGCUGCAAAGUCUUCUUUAAAAGAGCUGCUGAAGGGAAACAGAAGUACCUGUGUGCCAGCAGAAAUGAUUGCACCAUUGAUAAAUUCCGAAGGAAAAAUUGUCCAUCUUGUCGCCUCCGGAAAUGCUAUGAGGCAGGGAUGACUCUGGGAGCUCGGAAACUGAAGAAACUUGGUAAUCUGAAACUACAGGAGGAAGGGGAAGUUUCCAGCGCCAACAGCCCCACUGAGGAGCCAACCCAGAAGCUGGCAGUGUCACAUAUUGAAGGCUAUGAGUGUCAGCCUAUCUUUCUGAAUGUCCUGGAAGCCAUUGAACCAGGCGUGGUGUGUGCUGGACAUGACAACAACCAGCCCGACUCCUUCGCAGCCUUGCUGUCUAGCCUCAAUGAACUAGGUGAAAGACAGCUUGUACAUGUGGUAAAGUGGGCCAAGGCCUUGCCUGGCUUCCGCAACUUGCAUGUGGAUGACCAGAUGGCAGUCAUUCAGUACUCGUGGAUGGGGCUUAUGGUGUUUGCCAUGGGCUGGCGGUCCUUUACCAAUGUCAACUCUAGGAUGCUCUACUUUGCCCCUGACCUUGUUUUCAAUGAGUACCGCAUGCACAAGUCCCGGAUGUACAGCCAGUGUGUCCGAAUGAGGCACCUCUCUCAAGAAUUUGGAUGGCUCCAAAUCACCCCCCAGGAAUUCCUAUGCAUGAAGGCACUGCUCCUCUUCAGCAUUAUUCCAGUGGAUGGGCUGAAAAAUCAAAAAUUCUUUGAUGAACUUCGAAUGAACUACAUCAAGGAACUUGAUCGUAUCAUUGCAUGCAAGAGAAAAAAUCCCACAUCCUGCUCAAGGCGCUUCUACCAGCUCACCAAGCUCCUGGAUUCUGUGCAGCCUAUUGCACGAGAGCUGCAUCAGUUCACUUUUGACCUGCUAAUCAAGUCUCACAUGGUGAGCGUGGACUUCCCAGAAAUGAUGGCAGAGAUCAUCUCUGUGCAAGUGCCCAAGAUCCUUUCUGGAAAAGUCAAGCCCAUCUAUUUCCACACACAGUGAAGCUUUGGAAGUCCCCAUUUCCUCACCCAACCCCACUCCCCUUUUCAGAUAUUUUCUGCCUGUUAUAACGCUGCACUACUUCUCUGCUGUGCCUUGGGGAAUUUCCUCUAUUGAUGUAUAGCCUGUUCCUGAGUUCUAUUUGCUAGGCUUUUUUUUUUCCUCUUUUCCUUCUUUCUUUUUUCUCCCUCCCUAUCUCACCCUCCCAUGGCACUUUGAGACUCUGCUCCCUGCCAUGGCUCUUAUCUGUGUUUUGAAUGGUGUUGUGUUUCUUUAAAUCUGUGAUGAUCCUCAUGUGGCCCAGUGUCAAGUUGUACUUGUUUAUAGCAAGUGCUAUACUUGCAAGUGCACACUGUGCUGUGUGCCAGCCACACAAACGUUUACUCAUCUAACGCCAUGGGAAGUUUAGAGAGCUAAGAGUAUCUGGGAAAACAAAAACUAACACACACAAAAAUAACAAAACCAAAAAUCUUGCUAGGAUAUUAUUCCUCAUAAAAAUAUAAAAACAACCCCCCAAAAAAUCUAACAGUGACUAGAGCAAGGUGAACAUUACAAGACCAUGGAGAGUCACUGCUUUUUUCCCAAACCCUCCCUCCAAGACUUUAUUUUCUGCCAAUAGCUAUUGCCAUUAGAGGACAGGAUGACCCCAGAGUGGAGCUGGGGGGAGGGGAGAGACAGAUUUAAGACAGUCAAAGAAGACAGCUAAGUCACCACUACUUGACUACAGUAUUGGUCUCUGACAUCUAAAUUCAACUGCAGUACAAUUCAUUGUACUGAAAAUGUCCUUCUUGUUUGAAACUUGUCUGCAUGUGAAUGCCUCCCCAUCCCAAUCUCUCUCUCCCUCUCCCUCUCCCUCUCUCUCUCUCUCUCUCCCCCUUUGCUUUUGCCCUCAAAGUAACUUUCAACAGCUUUUCUAAGAACUUUGAACAAAUAUUCUCUUUACCUAAAACUUGGCCACUUCCAGUGAAGAGUUAGAUCAGUGAGAAAGAAGAAAGAUCUUAUCCUUUGGAAGGCCCCAUUCAGAUCCAGGUGUGCUUUCCCAUUUAUGGGCCAAGGAGGAACUUGGGGCUGCAGUCAGAGGAAAAGGAAGUAGUGGCUUGGCUCUUCUCCACUUAGGACACUGAAGAAUUGAUCUCUCUUUUUUACACCUUUGAAAGACCUGAAUGCUUUCAACCUGACUCCACGUAGCUGCAAGGUCUCCGCACCACCCUCCCUUGAGUGUUUUGUGGGCCUGAACUUCACCAGCCACAGUGGUGAAGCCUGUGUACUUUUCUAGGCAUGUUCACAUAGACUCUCUGCUAAGAGCCUUCACCACCAAGAAGGCUAGCAAACAAGCAGACUUAACAUUUAUCCCUAGAUGCAAAUAGACUCAAAGACUUCCAAUCAAAUAUCUCUUAUCAACUAUCAGAUCUUCUCUGGAGCCCUUAGACAAACUGGAAAGAAGGUGUCAACAGGAUUGGACAAGUUGGGCGACUUGCCCUUGUCCCCUAAAGAUGGUACUUCCCCACCAAGUGGAUAAAUGCCCACCUUCUCCUUCAGAACAGCUAACAUGGCUACCCAGAUUAGGGUUAAAGAGAAAGUUCAACUACCAGGCUGGGAAGAAUGAAGGCACUAGAACCAGAAACCCUGUAAGUGCUCUCCUUGCCACCCAGCAUAUCCACUUGCAGAAGUCAUGGGAAGAAGAGAGAAGAAACCAAGAGGAAACUCACUACUAAAUUAAAGUCUUCAGAGGCAAAGUUCAAAGCCAGAUGGGUGCCAUCUGGUGAGUUUACUCAUCCUCCUCCUCUGCUGCUGAUUCUGGGCUCUGACUUUGGCCAUACUCACUCAGACUCUCCACCUAUGUUGCUGCCUGUCAGCCAGAGGAAAGCUGAAACAUUGACAGUAUGGAACCAUGGCCUCCUAUGGAAAGUUCUGGUUGAUGUGGCUCCAGUGGGCUGCCACCCACGAACUCAGGCUGUGUUCCUGGGACACUGGUUUCAUAUAGUCCUUUGGCACACCUCUGUUCUGUUGACUUUGUCCGCCAAACCUAAGUGCAGAGGGAAUGUUCACCUACUUUUUCAUCUUAGCUACUGCCUUCUAACUUAGCUCUUAAAUUCAACAGCUAAACUCAAGAAAUUAGGAGGCAGUCAACAAACUGCCCAUUUCAGUUGGUUCACUUUACUUGUUGAGGAGAUACUUUCUGAGUGAUAUGAUACGAUCUACAUGGGUUUCCUCCCCUGAUUUCUGUGUUGAUAUUAAUAGCCAAAAGAACUUGCAAAACAGCUUCUUUAAAUAACAAGGGAGAGGGGAACCUAAGAUGGGUGAUAUACCAAUCCCUGACUGCUGGAUAAAAACUAAAGCUGACAGGUUCUCUUUCUGGCAUAAGAUAGACAAAUUAUGGUUUUCUUUGUUAUGGCACCAUUUGACUUAUAUAAGCUCACAGGAUCACUUUUAGCUAUUUUAAACAGAAAAAAAAUACCACUUUUUUCAGUUAAACUAGGUUACAUUUUAAUAAUUCCUUUACAUCUGUUUUGAAAUGAUUUUAAUCUUUUGUGGUACAUGGAUUUGAUGAUAUCAUUCUAAUACUUCUCCUUAUAAAGACUAGAGGCCAUCCUAUCCAUUUCUCUCACUAUCAAAUUUUUCAUCUUUAGAAAUUUCUCAAUUAUGACUCUUGUCCUUAUAAAUACACACAUACAUAUAUAUGUUUUUACUUGUGAAAGUGAAAAAUCAGUGUAAUUAAAAACAGCAACAACUGGAUUACUCCAAAUUUCCAAAUGGCAAGACUAGGGAAAAACAGCCUAAGCAAGGCUUUAAGCCUACUGUUUUUGCACUGGGGAUUCUAUGAGAGGAAAUAUUUUAGCUUGGCUUUAUUCUCCCACAGAUGAAAGAAGGGUUUGUUUUUUUGUUUUGUUUUGUUUUGUUUUGUUUUUGGUCAUUUAUGUUCCAGGCAAGCUAAGUGACAGAAGUCUCAUGUUGUAUGUACUCUGCUCUACAAACAGAGUUGACAUGGUUGGUAUACUGUGCUCACCUGUGAAGGAUUUGACACCCAGAUCCACUCACCUGGUGAGCUGGAAAAUGAAGAUGACUCACCAGACAUAUCACAGUGGCUAUCUCCAAAGAGAUUUUCAGUGCUCACUGGGGAUGGAGAGUGAGGAAGAGAGGAAAAAACAAGAACACUAGGGAAAACACCCUAUCUGUGUGGACAACAGACAGCUGCCAGAGUCACAAACACUGUGGUCAAAGAAAAGAUUUGUGUGGCAGUUUCAGCUCUUGUUCAUUGGGCAGCUUGCCCAGGCCUGGCCUCCGAGCUGAAAUGGGGAUUGGAUUCUUUUCCAUAGCUUCUCUAUGCCACAGACAGUGCUGUUGUUCUUGUAAAGCUUAUUAUUUUUUUAAUGAGAAAGGGAUUUUUUGAAGGAUUCUGUCAUAUCUCUGAAAAAGAAAAUCAGUAACAUAUUUUAUAUAUGUUCACUGGCACUAAAAAUGAAAAAAAAAACAGUUUAACUCUGUCUCUCUGUCCUUUGGAUAGUUUCUGAGGGUUGAGAAAUAGUGUGCUGAUACUGGAGUCUCUCUCUGUCCACACUUUAUUUCUAAAUGCAUAUAUAUAUAUAUAUAUAUAUAUAUAUAUAUAUAUAUAUAUAAGAAUUCUAUUUGUACUUUAAGAGAAAGUAGUUCCACCAUCCACAUGAUACUGACAUUACACAAAUGACCUAACUUAGAGCUUCAAGUAGCUUCUGUUUGAUUCAUUAGGCAUAGCACAGACCUGGCCUUGCCUUGUUUUCUCCCUUGAUAUUUGGCCGGGCACAAAAGCCCAAGCUACUCCCUUUACCCCUUCCUAAACUUGUGCCACAGUAGCACUUUAUAAGAUUCUCUCCAGACAACUCAGUAGCUAUUCCUGCAUGUUUCCUGCAUGGCCCUGGGAAAGCAAGAGGUUGACUACUAAUUAUCCUGUGCCAGUCGUACAGAUGAAAAGGCACUGGGCCAAAGGAGUGGCCUUCAUGCUUGACCCCCUUUAGGGAGUCAUGGGAAUCAGAAAUGCUAAAGCACAGGAUCGAAUCCCAAAGUUAAAGUCGAAAUAAGCCAUUUUGCAUGUGCAAUUUCUUGUUAAAGGAACUUUCUACCCCUGCUGCCUUUUAUAGGCAGUUCUGUUCUCAUCACUAAUCUCUUUGAAAAUCUUCGAAAGAUGUUUAAAAAAAAGACAAAGAGAUGAGAGCAUCACAUUAUGUAACCAAAGAUUACAUUGUAUCUGCUAAGAUACAAAAAUUUUUAAGGGCAGGGAGGGAUUAAACAUUAGUGCCUCUUUGGUAAGCUAUCCAAAGACAGACUAAAGGACUUGGCUGGUGACUGACUUAUAAGAGAUCUGUGGGACUCCCCCUCCCCACAAUAUACAUGUUUAGAAGAGAGAAAGAGAAUUUUUUUUUUAAAAAAAUAAGAUUAUGGGUCCUUCACUAAGUGAUUUUAUAAGCAGAACUAGCUUUCCUUUUCUCCAGUAGUUGUUGAACAGAUUUUUAAAGCUCCAUCAUUGCAUGGUUGGAAAUGGAGCUGUCUUGGCCACUGUGUUUGCUAGUGCCCAUGUUCGCUUAUUUGAACACGUGAAUACCUUGCUGAAAAAGGGAGCAUUAAAAGACUAGAUUUUGCAUUCGAAAGACAGCAGGCAGAAAUCUUCAUUUCUGCCCACUUUGGAAGACACAAAAAGUUGACACAAAAAGUUCUCUGUGGUUUAAGGCAGACAGUUGAAAUAUAUUGUAAAUGAGUAUUUGUAUCCAUGUUUCAAAAUUGAAUUAUGUACAUAGAUAUUAUGUGUUCUGAUAGCUUUACCUUUCUCUGCACCUUUAUAUUUCAUUGCAGGUCACAAAUGAUACCAUGUACUUGUGAGACAGGCUGCAGUUACAUUUUGUAAGCUCUCAAAAUGUAAAAGACACCUUGGUUGAUCAGAUAACUAACAGAUCUCUGUCCCUAUUGGGGCCUGACCCACAGGCCUUGUAAAGGAACAGGAGUGGAAGGAAUGGUAGGGUACAUGAUGUAUUGCACUUUACUAGCCUGAGACUAGUGAAUGUUUAAAGGGUGGUGAAAACUUAUUGGAUCUGACUGGGAUUUACUAUAAGAAAAGCCCAGAGUUGAAGCCAAAGGCCCACCAAAAUGAUUAGCCAGUGGCCCCCUAAUGGGACUUGAGCAGUUGGAAGACAGAAGGACAUUCUUUGUUCUUCACCAUCUUUGUGAGAAAAGGGCAGUUUACUGCACUUGGGAACCUGGAGCAAGUGCUCCAUCUUUCCCAUAAUUUACUCACCUGCGAUUGAGGUGCUCUUGCUACUGGGUGUCUAUAUGCUUUGAUUAUGGUUUGGGUAUGUUCUGUAAAGAUUUUGACAAUGAAAAUCUGUUUUUCUCUGUUAAAAAGUUGACAGUGGACUAGAAGUAAUAUUGCUGUAGGUACAGGUCUGUCUCUGCCCACAGGUAGGGGUGUUUUUCUUCAGUUCAGAGAUUGACACUGGGGUCCGUUGCUCAGAGGCUCCCAACGCUUAACCAUUUCUAGGUGAAAGCAGAAAAAAUCCACAUUAUUCACCCCUCUUCAGACACUUCAGCUGAAGUAACAAAACAUUUGAAAUGUUCCCACACACCAAAGUGAAUGGUAAGUAUUUGAAUUGAGCAGGUGGAGUCUUAAAAGGAAAAGACCCUUUGACUCAGCUUUAAUUUAUCCCCAUUUGGUUUGGCCAGAAACUAAGUAGUAUGUCUUGAUUGGUUUCCAGCCCCCAUUCUUAUAGCAAGGGUGCAGUUCCAUUCCUUAUCCCACUUGUCUCUUAGCCUUUUAUGUAAUUAAAUGAGAGGCUGUGGACUGAAUGGCCCAUGUGGCCUAAAAUAGUUUCCACAUGCACUACUUAAAUGGCUGUGAUAUAGCUGCAGGUUACAUUGGUGACCAAAGACCGGAAUACACACAGACCCUACAGAAAAGAAAAUUCUGGAAUGUUGCUGCUUCUCAGGUGGUGCCCUCUCUCCCAGAUGCUUCCUACUUUGGGACUGUGUUUCCUGCCCGGCAGAAAGGGCAAACCUGCAGUCUCUCUCAACCUUAGCCCUUGCUGCUAACUAUCCAGCAGUGAGGUGCCUGUGGGGUUGUCCUAUCUCACAAGCCAUUCAGGUGCUGAGAGCAGUCACCAUUGGGAUGGCCCAAGCUAAAAAAAAAGAGUCCCUUCAGCACUCAUUAACACCCUUCUGCUUUCUCCUAGACUGGAACAUUGAUUAGGGAGUGCCUCAGGCAUGACAUUCUUCCCCUGUCCUUGAGAUUAAUAUGAGCAGCAGGAAGAAGCAGAUUAUGUAACCAGAUGUAAGAAUUAAUUUUGAUAUUGAGAAAAAAAUAAAAAGAGAGAAAAGGCAUCAUAUACAGAUUUUUCCAAGGAAACAUUAAUUUUGCUUGAAACUUGUUUCAAUGGAGCUUCAGUUCUCACAGCAGCACUUGGCCUCCACUGGGCAGGAGGACCAGCCCCAAGCGUUAGUGUUCUGUUCUCUUUUUGUAAUCGUGGAAUCUUUUGUUGCUCUGAAUAUAAUUAAAAUGGCAGAAACUUGUUUGUUGGAAUA
Molecule: messenger RNA, 10381 nt
Organism: Phyllostomus discolor (pale spear-nosed bat)
Lineage: Eukaryota; Metazoa; Chordata; Mammalia; Chiroptera; Phyllostomidae
Gene: AR
Product: androgen receptor
Exons: 8
Coding region: 1181-3841 (886 amino acids)
Biological process (GO): male gonad development; regulation of DNA-templated transcription; androgen receptor signaling pathway
Cellular component (GO): nucleus
Molecular function (GO): nuclear receptor activity; zinc ion binding; steroid binding
Source: RefSeq, a predicted model, not a curated record